UGUAUAAAACACACAUAGCGCCCACUGCAACAUUCCUAUCCUUUAUUCGGCUUCUCUAAUCUUCGCCGCCGCGGUUGCUCCGCCGUCGCCCAUGUUUCCUUCGGCGGAGGAGAUCCGGGUGGUGCUCACGCUCCUCGAGCUCGCCGAUCUCAUCCUCGAGCGCCGUCAGCCGCCGCCGCCGCCGCCGCCCGACUCCCUCCGCUGGGCCGGCCGGAAGCCCAGAUCGGUCGCCUCCCGUCGCCGUCGCCCUCUUCAGACGUCUUCCCCGCCUCCGCCGCUGGUCGGUAAGGAGAGAGAUGCAUCCGCCGCCGCCGCUACCGCUGCUUCGAGCCCCACCACGCCGCUCUCCUUCCAAGAAAGCGGCGGCAGCGAGGAGGUCGAAGCCCGCCCGGAUCCGGGGGCGGAACGCAGAAAGCGGAGCCGAGAAGUGAGCUUGCCGCUUUCGUUCCAAAAUAGCGGCGGCGAGGAGGGCCUCCCGCUCAUCGAGCCAGGGCCAGAGCACGGCAAGCGGCGCUGGAAGUUGAUUGCGAGAGAGGAUCGCAAAUCCUUCUCCAACACCUCAUCAUCGAUUUUUUCCUACCAAUCGCACCAGGCCACGAAGCAGCGAGAAGUGGUAUCAAUUGGCGGCGGAGUAGCGGACCCAAUGGCAGUCAACCACCACCCAUGGACGGCCGCCUUCUCGGCGUGGGUGCAGCCCACCGGCAGCGACGGCCACCGGCAGCGGCUGUCUUCGCGCGCCGCCGUCGGCCUCCCGGAUCUAAACGUGAGCCCAACCGAGGAAGAAGAGCAACUGCAGCAGCAGCAGGAGCAGGAUCGGGUGUUGGGGUGGGAACAGCGACAGCAGCAGCUGAUGGCGUACAGAGUCGCCACGUCACUGGCGAGGAGACGGCGAGUCCAGAUUCAAAGGGAGAAGAGGUCUUCUCCCCUUUACAAUUCCAAGUAGAGACGCGACGGCCAAAAUGCCAUUUCCUCCCCUUAUUUUUCCCUUUUUUUUUCCUCUCCUAAAAGAAAAUUAAUUAGAUGGAUUUCAUGAUUUCGAGUUAAGACGCUUUUAAUUUUUCGAAGUUCAUGUUAAAUUAUAUCAAAAUAUUCCGGUCGAACCGGAUUUGA
Molecule: messenger RNA, 1110 nt
Organism: Zingiber officinale
Lineage: Eukaryota; Viridiplantae; Streptophyta; Magnoliopsida; Zingiberales; Zingiberaceae
Exons: 3
Coding region: 92-943 (283 amino acids)
Source: RefSeq, a predicted model, not a curated record